Racocetra fulgida is the source of this 457-nucleotide messenger RNA. The record is from the annotation of a GenBank genome assembly. Lineage: Eukaryota; Fungi; Glomeromycota; Glomeromycetes; Diversisporales; Gigasporaceae.
UGUAAACCUGAUAAAGAGCAACAGUGGCAAAAUGCAUCGGCUAAUACAGUAACGAAAAAGCUAACAGAAUUGGCUAAGUAUUUUACUGAAUUAACUUCAUUUCUUGAAUCUUUAAAAAGUUACUCUUUAUGUGAAUGGCAUUACAAUCAGAUUGUUGCUAAACCUUCUUUUAUUAAACAAUUUAUAGACAAAUCAAAUUUAGAUGAGAGUGAAAGAAAAAGAGUAAAGCUUUCUAAUAAAAAAAGUUUUGCAGAUUUUAGUGCUCAAGUUAAUUCAACUUCCAUUAAUUUUGGUGCUCAAGUUAAUUUAACUUUCAUUAAUUUUGGUGCUCAAGUUAAUCCAACUCCUGUCGAUUUUGGAGUUCAAGUAUCUUUACCAGAUCCAAUAUAUGAAAGUCUUUUAGAGCAGAUUAGUAAGCUUAAAAGUGCUAAUAAGCAAUUAUUAGCCAAAAUAAAGA